AUGAAUGAUGACAAGGUCUACUUCUGCACAGACAACCAGAGGGUCUCUCUGUACCCCUCAGGCCUGGACUCCUCGGCAGUGGCUCCCACAGCCCCCAAGAUACCAAGGCUUGUUCUUGCCAUCCUGGCACUUAUGCUCAUGAUCGCUGUCACCUCUCUUACGGCUCUCUUUGUUAUGGUUCUACAGCACCCAAGACCUGCACCAGAGGCCUAUGCCUUCUCCCAAGGGUUUCCAGGAGACAACACUACUGAGGAGUUACCUGUGGAACCUGACAAUCCCUUCCACUCUGGCAGGGUGGCGGAGUUGCAAGAGGCCAUCCAGAUGUUUAAAAACCAUAUGGAGAAUUCCAGAACCUGGAGCGGGGAGAUCCAUCUGUUGACAUGCAGAGUGGAUAAUGUCAGUUCUCAGAUCCAGAUGCUCAGUGGUCACCUGAAAAAUGCCAGUGCUGACGUCCAGAUGGUAAAAAGCAUUCUAAAGGAUGUCAGUACCUUGCAUUUCCAGACCGAGACGUUAAGGAGCUCCUUGGAGGGGGCCAGCGCUGAGAUCCAGAAGCAAAGGGGAGAUCUGGAAAAGGCAAAUGCUUUAAAUUCCCAGACUCAGAGUUUCUUAAGCAGUUUAGCAAACACUAGUCUUGAGCUGCACAUGUUAAGCAGAGGCUUAGAAAACGCCAAUACUGAAAUUCAGGCGCUGAAGGCAGAGUUGGAGAUGACAAGGGCCCAGGCCCAGUUGGCAAAUAGUACUUUAAAGAAUGCUAAUGCUCAGAUCCUUGUUUUGAGAGGUAAUCUGGACAGUGUCAAUGAUUUAAGGGCCCAGAAUCAGGUUUUAAGAAAUAGCUUGAAAGGAACCAAUGCUGAGAUUCAGAAGCUCAAUAGAAGCCUGCAAAAUGCAAAUGAUUUAAACUCUCAGACCCAGACCUUUAUAAAAGGCAGUUUGGACAACACCAGUGCUGAGCUCCAGUUAUUAAGAGGUGAUUUGGAAAGGGCUGGCAAUGAGAUCCACUUGUUAAAAAAAGAUUUGGAAACGGCCGCUGCCCAGACCCAAAUAGCAAAUGGCCACCUGGAGCAGACAGAUGCUCAGAUCCAAGUACUAAAAACAGAGCUAGAAAAUGCCAGUACCUUAAAUUCUAAUAUUCAGGUGUUAAAUGAUCAUUUGAAAAAUGCCAGCAGAGAGAUUCAGACCCUAAAACAAGGAAUGGAGGGUGCUGCAGCCUUAAAUUCCACGACCCAGAUGUUAGAGGACAAUCUGCAGAAAGCCAAUGCUGAGAUCCAGAGGUUAAAAGAGGAUUUAGAGAACACUAAAAAAAUGAUAACAACGAAAAUCCAAGAGGAACAUAGGAGACUGGAGAACCUUUCUGCAACCUUUGCUUCUCAGGAGCAGCUACAGAAGACCCAGAAUCAAAUUCUCCAGCUGAUCCUGCAAGGUUGGAAGGCCUACAGAGAGAACUUAUAUUACUUUUCUGGAAUCAAGAAGUCUUGGCACAUGGCUGAGCAGUUCUGUGUGUCCCAUGGAGCCCACCUGGCCUCGGUGACCUCUGAGGACGAGCAGGAAUAUCUGGUAAAGUUCACGAGUACCUUCUACCACUGGAUUGGCCUCACUGACAGGGGCAAGGAGGGUGCCUGGCGCUGGGUAGAUGAGACACCAUUCAAUUCUGCCCGGAGCGCAGCGUUUUGGAACGAUCAUCAGCCAGACAACUGGAAGCACAGUGAUGGGCAGACCGAAGACUGUGUCCAUAUUCAGAAGAAGUGGAAUGACAUGAACUGUAACUCCCUCUAUCACUGGGUCUGCAAGAAGCCCAUUAGCCAGGGUGUGGUCUGA
Messenger RNA from Pteropus alecto (black flying fox), 1815 nucleotides. It is a transcript of the gene CLEC4F, whose product is annotated as C-type lectin domain family 4 member F. The transcript is spliced from 7 exons. NCBI's taxonomy places the organism in Eukaryota, Metazoa, Chordata, Mammalia, Chiroptera, Pteropodidae. Bases 1 to 1815 code for a protein of 604 amino acids. The record is from RefSeq and is a predicted model, not a curated record.